Messenger RNA from Myotis daubentonii (Daubenton's bat), 4468 nucleotides. It is a transcript of the gene PCMTD2, whose product is annotated as protein-L-isoaspartate (D-aspartate) O-methyltransferase domain containing 2. The transcript has 7 exons. Bases 879 to 1964 code for a protein of 361 amino acids. Gene Ontology annotation, molecular function: protein-L-isoaspartate (D-aspartate) O-methyltransferase activity. Lineage: Eukaryota; Metazoa; Chordata; Mammalia; Chiroptera; Vespertilionidae. Gene Ontology annotation, biological process: protein modification process. The record is from RefSeq and is a predicted model, not a curated record. Gene Ontology annotation, cellular component: cytoplasm.
CCGUUGGCCGCGCAGGCGCCGUGGCCGGCGGGUGUUUACGGCGGCGGAGGUCGGCGGCCGCAGACGGGCUGCGGACGGGCGAGCGGCGCCCGAGGAGCCGUAGGUCGCGGGCCGGCCGGGCCCGGAGCACAGUAUCCCACAAACUGGCCGUGGACCCACACUUCACCGGGGCUCUGAGGCAGCGCGGGGUGGAGGAAACGCUGGCCCCAGCGCUGUGUACAGUCUCCUCUUCAGCUCUGAACCCCAGUGAAGGCGAGCCGUCCCGCGGUGGCAUGGAAGCGUGUGUACCGAGCCCAGGCUCUCACACGUUCGUGUUCUUGUCAGAAGAUGGCGAUUCGUCCAUGUGCUGGUGUGUUUUCUUCCCUGGGUGACCCUCUCCCAUCACCGCUGCCUUUGUGUGAGUGGAAGCGGGUGUGGAAUCUCCCCGCCCAGUCCUCAGGAUUCUCUUUCUGUUGAAAGCCAGAGGAUUGUGAGGGCAAAGCAAGGAGACAUUUUGUAAUAACAAAAUUAUAAUAUGUUGUUAUAGGAGUUGGCCUGAUUCGGAAAAAGUUACAUGGACAAAGUAUAAAAUUUGAGAAGAUAUCUUUUUUAGCUUUUGGAAGAGUAAGACCGCUACGAGCCUUUUCCCUAGUGAUUGGAUGAAGGCACGUUCGGCUAUUAGUUGAGCCAGAGGGGAGCACAGGGUGUUACUGGUAUUCUUGUUGUUAGUCCUCACCCAAGGAUGUUUUCCCCUUGAUUUUUAGAGAGAGGAGAAGAGAGGGAGGGAGAGAGAAACCUCAGUGUGAGAGAGACACAUCCAUUGGUUGCCUUCCACACAUCCCAGCCAGGGCGAGUGAUCAAGCCUGCAACGGAAGUGUUGCCCGAGUGUGAUCUCAAAGAUGGGAGGUGCGGUGAGUGCUGGUGAGGACAAUGAUGAGCUGAUAGACAAUUUGAAGGAAGCACAGUACAUCCGGACCGAACUGGUGGAGCAGGCUUUCAGAGCGAUUGACCGCGCAGAUUAUUAUCUUGAAGAGUUUAAAGAAAAUGCUUAUAAAGACUUGGCAUGGAAGCAUGGAAACAUCCACCUGUCAGCUCCGUGCAUCUACUCAGAGGUGAUGGAAGCCCUGGACCUGCAGCCGGGGCUCUCGUUCCUGAACCUGGGCAGUGGCACCGGCUACCUCAGCUCCAUGGUGGGGCUCAUUUUAGGUCCUUUUGGGGUAAACCAUGGUGUGGAGCUUCAUCCAGACGUGAUUGAGUACGCAAAGCAGAAACUAGACUUCUUCAUCAGGACCAGCGACAGCUUUGACAAGUUUGACUUCUGUGAACCUUCCUUUGUUCCUGGCAAUUGCCUGGAGCUUUCUCCCGACUGCUCUCAGUAUGACCGGGUGUACUGCGGGGCAGGCGUGCAGAAGGAGCACGAGGACUACAUGAAGAGUCUUCUCAAGGUGGGGGGCAUCCUGGUCAUGCCGCUGGAAGAGAAGCUGACUAAGAUAACUCGCACAGGACCUUCUGCGUGGGAAACCAAAAAGAUCCUGGCUGUUUCCUUUGCUCCUCUGGUCCAGCCGCGCCGCUCAGAGUCGGGGAAAUCAAGACUCGUCCAGUUACCCCCCCUGGCGGUCCGGAGCCUCCAGGACUUGGCUCGCAUUGCCAUCCGGGGUGCCAUUAAGAAGGUCAUUCACCAGGAAGCAGUGAGCAGAAAUGGGGACGGACUGAAGGCCACUCCCAGGUUCAAGCGAAGGAGAGUGCGUCGACGUCGAAUGGAAACCAUUGUCUUCUUAGACAAAGAGGUCUUUGCCAGUCGGAUUUCCAACCCGUCUGAGGACAACGGCUGUGAAGGUGUAGGAGAGGAGCAGCGGGAAGAAGAGGAGCAGAGCCCGGCCGAGGUGAAGCCAGAGCCCCCUGUGAACUCCCUGCGGGAGAAGGUCCUGAGCCUGCCCCUGCCGGACCCCCUGAAGUGCUACCUGCUCUACCACAGGGACAAGUAGCGCGCGGGCCGAGGCUGUGGCCGGCGGAGUGUGCCCUGUCUGCACGGCUCUUCCAGUUGGAUCUUGAUUAUCUUGUAGAAUUUUCAUUAAAUGGUAGAUUUCUUUAAAUAUAAUCUGACAAACGUAAGUGCAUGGGAGAAUGUUUUCUUGAAAGGGACAGAGUCUCCCGGAGAAAGGGCUCCCCCCAGCUGGUGGGAGGCACAGGGAGGCAUGUCUGCACAAGCGGUGAGACCGAAGGGGCCCGUGCUGUGCUGUGUGUGGAGCGGGAAGGCACACCUUUGGAAGUGUGGGGGACUUCUGAGUGUGACACACCUCUGUCCACAUUUGAAUUUGACGUUAUCAACCUCUUAAUUCGUGGUCCUGACUUUCACUAAACCUAGCUCUCCAUUCUUGACAAACCCUCCCUUAUUGUAAGUAAUUGAAGGAACUCUUAUGGGAGUUGUCAGUUGGUGGGUUUUUUAAAAUUGUGCUAGAGGAGGAGGAAUAAAAGCAUCAAACUUCCAGAUAUCUUUUAGGAGUUCCAAAAGAAUUCCAAGGAAUUUUUUCCUGACACCUUUCCUUACCUUUAGAAUAAUGUCACCCUGGCCAGGUAGUUCAGUUGGUUGGAGCAUCGUCUAGAAGAUACACCAAGGUUUCGGGUUCAAUCCCUUGUCAGGGCACAUAUAAGAAUCAGCCACUGGAUGCUUAAAAAAGUGGAGCAACAAUAAAUCAGUGUUUCUCUUUCCCUUCCCCUCUACGAUUAAUCAGUCAAUCAAUCAAAAAAUAAAAGAUCCAUUGUCUAGUAAUCCCUGAGAGAAUAUCCUGAAGAAUGAAGCGCAUGUCGUAUAUAGGUAAUAAACAACAUAACUUUUACCCGGACAAAGGGGAUCUUGGUGAUUCUUGCUAGAGGUGGCCUCUGGGGACCGAGGCCCUUGGGCUGCGGGAGGGGCAGAGAUGGACUGGCAGACUGGCCGCCUGCCUGCGCUUUUCGCUUUUCUGAGCUUCCGCUGGUAUUUCUCUGUAAUCACAUUCGAGUACUGACUCAGAUUUUAUCUUUUGUAAUUCUGGAGAAAAAAGAUUUGUUAGUUUUGUAAUUUUUCUUAAGAACAAAUAUAUGUAUUUUGCUAGCUCCAUUACACUAGAGCAGUUACACUCUCGGGGAACCGACCUCGGGGCCUUGUGUGGCGGGAGCUUUUGUCUAAUCAGGUUCUGGGUCCGGAAGGAAGGGUCCUGUGGGUCUGGUGGCAGAAUGUUUUGAAGUUACAGCGCUUAUUCCAAAACACUGGUUCUUUCCCAUUUUUUUUUUUUUUUACCCAAAUAAAAGAAUAGUAUUAAAUGUUAACAGUAAACCCAGUAAACAGAGUGCUGAUGUUGGUCAGUCACCCAGAAUUGAGGGUUAAUUUUAUUGCUUCACAUCUUGGGUAUUGCUGAGGUUUAGUGUCUCUGGUUUCAACCAGUUAAUUGAGUCCUGGUUAUUUUUUCACCUUUUUGCUGUUUUUAGUAGCUGAAUCCUUUCUGUCACAGGGUGCUGUGAGCAUGCCUGGCUGGGAAACUGCUGUGUCCUGGGCUUGUGCAUUGAAGCUGUUGGGAAGAAGCACUUCAUGGCUUGGUGUCCUGCCUGGGACUCGGCCACUCUGAGAGCAGGGCAGAGCGCUCCUGCUGACACUGCAGUGCGACAGGGUCUCGAUCCACAGAGGCCUCCAAGUCGUGGACAUUUUUGGACAUGAUCUUAAAUGUGAUAGCUGUGAAAUCUGUUCUACUAUGCGUUCCCCUGUGAUUGUAUAUGGAUUUCAUUUCUUUUAAACCACGUUGCCUUAUAAAAGGCAAUACAGAGGCGUGUGCCUCAGUUGUGGCUUCUCCAGCCCUGGUCGUGGUAUGUGUGGGAGGCAGCCAAUCAGCGUCCCUUGUGUUAAUGUUUCUUCCUCUGCCCCUCCUCCCUCCCUUUUACUCUCUAAAAUCAAUGGAAAAAACAUCAAAAGGGGAGGAUUAAAAAAAAAAGGCCAUGCAUAACACAUGUUUUUCUUAUGUAUGUGUUAAACCUUGCCUAACAGUUUUAUUUUACAUGUUGUCAGUUGUGAUUUUUAAACCAGAAUUUGGUUAAAAAAUAUGAUGCUGUAAUAUAUAUGAACUAGCUUGGUGUUUAUCUUGUAAACAUGACGGAGAGUUGCGAGUGGGCCUCCCGUGGGCCCCGUUGCUGGUGCAGUGAGAGUAGCCGGCGACCACGCGGGCUGUGCUGCCUGCAAGCCCGUGCGGAAACCACCCUCUAGACAAGGUGGGCUUCCGCGGAGUCGUCUGUACUUUUAUAUGUGACUUUUGUCUUAGAAGUAGGCGAGCCAUAGAGAUGUACAAAACAAAGAUCAAGUUUAUAACAUUAAACGUGUAAUGUAAAAAUCAACUGUGUGUAUGAAAGUGCUUUAGCCAGUCUGGAGCUUUCAGGGGAUUAAUUUAAGAAAUUUGAAACUGAUUUAAAAGCUGAUAUACCUGAAUAAAUACAAGAUAUCAAUAAAGGCAGUUAAGACAUUUUA